Molecule: messenger RNA, 1208 nt
Organism: Sturnus vulgaris (Common starling)
Lineage: Eukaryota; Metazoa; Chordata; Aves; Passeriformes; Sturnidae
Gene: BBLN
Product: bublin coiled coil protein
Source: RefSeq, a predicted model, not a curated record
GGGCGCGCCGUGCGGGGGACGCUGAGGCGCGGGCGGGCGCGGCGGGAUGUCGGGGCCCAACGGAGACCCGCACGUGCUGGGCGGCGGCACCGGCGACGACGGCGACGACGGCAGCGACACCUUCGAGGAGGAAGAAUAUGCAGCAAUAAACUCCAUGCUGGACCAGAUCAACUCCUGCUUGGAUCACCUGGAGGAGAAGAAUGAUCACCUACACAUCUGCUUGAAGGAAUUGCUGGAGUCCAACCGCCAGACCCGGCUGGAGUUCCAGCAGCAGAGCAAGCAGCUGAACACGGGAGCUGAUGUGCAGGGAUCCCAGCCUCCUGCCUAGUCUGACCACACACUCUCAGCUGGUGUUGCUAAGGGGACAGUUACUGGCCACCAGUUUAAUGUAAAACUUGAAUAGCAGAGGUGCCUCGUGUCUGUUACGUGUUCCUUUCUGUGUUUGUAUCCUGCCAUUUAUCUCCAUGUUCUGUUUUCCUUUAGCUGUGAGACAGGUGCAGAAGCACAAGGGUGGGUGUAGGAGAGCUGGUUCUUUCUGCUCCCCAACAUGAGCCUGGCACUCACACUUGGUUAAAGCUGGUUGUAGGAAACUUGAGGCCAUGCAGGCAGUUUGCAGGAAAGCCCUCUUCACACAGUAGAAAAAUGAUCUCUGCUCUCUUUUCUUUAAAUCCAAGACAGGAGUAUUAUGGCUCUUCCUCCUUCCCUCAGAAAGCACAGUUAGCAGGGGCUGUCCUAACUCCAGGCUUGUUCCUAUGUGUAAUAACUCUGGAGAGGGAGGGCCUAGGCCAGCUGCUGCCUUAGUCACAUUAACUGUGAUAUACGAAAUAUUGGCACAUGGUUCCAGAUCACUGGACACUUCCACUCCAUUCCAGGCAGAUAAGACAAGCUACCAGGGUGCUGUUUCUGACCAUUGUAACUGGGAGCUGCCCUACUCCUUCAGCUGACAUUAACGACUGAGGAGUGGAAAAAGGCAGAGCAGCCUGGUUAGCCCUUAGCACAGCAUCAGCAAUAGAGAGCAGAGCCCUCCCUGUACAUUCUGACAAGGAACAAGAGGUCUGGUCUGUACCUUGUGAUCUUGUAUGUCCUAAAGCCAGCACUUUUGAAGCAAGUCUUACUGUUCUACUUAUGUAGAGUUAAAGGAGUUUUUUGGAAAGUUAAAGAGGUUAUUUAAAAGAAAUCUGUUUUAUUAAAAUCAGUUUGAAACAAAA